GAUUGAUAAAGCGCCAUUGAAUAUAUCGACUUACGGAUUCCCAAUGCUGGUUAGUUUCCACUCGUUCGCAGCGUCAUGCAAAAGUGCCGAGCUCCAAUUCCGUUUCUUCUCAUAGCUGGGAUCCUUGUGAUCCUGGAAGCAUCCCGCACAGAGGCUGCCGUCCCUCGGCAGCCGGACAGUCGGAUUGUGAACGGACGCGAAGCCACCGAAGGCCAGUUUCCAUACCAACUCUCGCUGCGCCGCCAAACGGUACACAUCUGCGGCGCCUCGAUUCUCUCCAGCAACUGGGCCAUUACGGCCGCUCAUUGCAUCGACGGGCAUGAGCAGCAGCCGCGGGAAUUCACACUCCGCCAGGGCAGCAUCAUGCGUACCUCGGGCGGCACUGUUCAGCCGGUGAAAGCCAUCUACAAGCAUCCGGCCUACGAUCGGGCGGACAUGAACUUCGACGUGGCCCUUCUACGAACAGCGGACGGAGCACUCAGCCUGCCGUUGGGCAAAGUGGCGCCCAUUCGAUUGCCCACCGUUGGCGAGGCCAUCUCGGAAAGCAUGCCCGCCGUCGUCUCCGGCUGGGGACACAUGAGCACCUCCAAUCCCGUCCUGUCGUCGGUACUCAAAAGCACUACGGUACUGACAGUCAACCAAGAGAAGUGCCACAACGAUCUACGCCAUCACGGAGGCGUCACCGAAGCAAUGUUCUGCGCGGCCGCCAGAAACACAGACGCAUGUCAAGGCGACAGUGGAGGUCCGAUCAGCGCACAGGGAACCCUUAUCGGAAUCGUAUCCUGGGGAGUUGGCUGCGCGGAUCCGUACUAUCCAGGAGUUUACACCCGCCUGGCCCAUCCUACUAUACGCCGUUGGAUACGCCUGCUCACAAAGUUGUAGAUUUUCAGCGGAUUAAAUGGAACUUAUAUAUUAAAAGAUUUCUGCAU
Drosophila melanogaster (fruit fly) is the source of this 929-nucleotide messenger RNA. RefSeq lists its product as uncharacterized. The transcript is spliced from 3 exons. Gene Ontology annotation, cellular component: extracellular region. The coding region runs from base 76 to 882 and encodes 268 amino acids. Gene Ontology annotation, molecular function: peptidase activity; serine-type endopeptidase activity; hydrolase activity. Lineage: Eukaryota; Metazoa; Arthropoda; Insecta; Diptera; Drosophilidae. The record is from RefSeq and is marked reviewed. Gene Ontology annotation, biological process: proteolysis.